Molecule: messenger RNA, 372 nt
Organism: Penaeus vannamei (Pacific white shrimp)
Lineage: Eukaryota; Metazoa; Arthropoda; Malacostraca; Decapoda; Penaeidae
Source: RefSeq, a predicted model, not a curated record
AUGUUUGUGUUCGUGCGCAUGAUUUCGUAUCUUCCUCCUACACCUGCCUCUUCCUGUUUCUACUUUUGCUUCUACUUCUCCUUCUAUUUCUACCUCUACCUUUAUCUCUACCUUCUACCAUCCUACCCCGUAUCUUUAACUGUACUCUCCUCUUGCCACUUUACCUCUACCUCUACUGAUCUCUACUUGUACUUUAAUCUACUCUACCUGUAUCUCUACCUCUACCUUUACCUGUAUCUCUACUCUACUCUACCGUAUUACCUACCUGUCUCCUACAUCUACGUGUAUCACCUCUACUCAUACCUCAUUUCUACCUGUAUCUUAGUCUCUACCUCUAUACUUAUCAUCUACCUUAUCUACCUCUACCUCUAA